AUGCAGGCCUUUGGGCCCAAAGGAUCCUGCUCCUCCUCCACUGCCGCUGCCAUCCCUACUGGGAGCCAAACCCGUGAGGACUUCAGCAGCCAAGAAGAACAGAGACUUCUCACCUGUGAGGACCUGGCAGAUCCUGCUGCCUUGCUCAGAGAAGCGCUAGAUGAGAAAAUGGCCGGCUUGGUGCACCUCCUGGUGCACAAGUAUCAAGUGAAGGAGCAGCUGCUCGUCGGCAUUGUCGUGAAGGAAGUGGAACCUUCUGAGCACUCCCAUGUCCUCAUCACCAUCCUGGGCCCCACCUACAAUGGGAUGCUGAGCGACAAGCAGACCAGGCCCAACACCAGCCUUCUGGUCAUCGCCCUGGUCAUGGUCUUCCUGGAGGGCAACCGGGCCACAGGGGAGCAGGUCUGGGAAGUACUGCGUGUGAUGGGGGCGUAUGCUGGGAGGGAGCACUUCAUCUUUGGAGCGCCCAGGAGGCUCACCACCGGAGGGUGGGUGUGGGAAAAGUUCCUGGUGUGCAGGCCGGUGGCCGUCACUGGUCCUACCCGCCACGAGUUCCUGCGUGGCCCAAAGGUCCACGUUGAAACCAGCAAGAUAAAAGUCCUGGAGUACGUGAACAAGAUCCAUGGGAGUGAUCCCAGGACCUUCCCAUCCCAGUAUAAAGAGGCUUUGCGAGACGAGCAAGAUAGAGCCCGAGCGAGAACUCCCUGGAAGUGCCUGUCAGAGUGCUGGGAUGUGAUAUGGACCACUGACUCAGCCUCCCUGGCCUUGUCGAGAGGGCUGCGCUUCACGUGA
Molecule: messenger RNA, 792 nt
Organism: Tupaia belangeri chinensis (Chinese tree shrew)
Lineage: Eukaryota; Metazoa; Chordata; Mammalia; Scandentia; Tupaiidae
Product: melanoma-associated antigen B16-like
Exons: 4
Coding region: 1-792 (263 amino acids)
Biological process (GO): negative regulation of transcription by RNA polymerase II
Cellular component (GO): nucleus
Source: RefSeq, a predicted model, not a curated record